This is a messenger RNA of Xiphophorus couchianus (Monterrey platyfish), 2617 nucleotides long. RefSeq names its product cugbp, Elav-like family member 1 (gene celf1). Lineage: Eukaryota; Metazoa; Chordata; Actinopteri; Cyprinodontiformes; Poeciliidae. The coding region runs from base 888 to 2219 and encodes 443 amino acids. The record is from RefSeq and is a predicted model, not a curated record. The transcript has 11 exons. Gene Ontology annotation, molecular function: RNA binding. Gene Ontology annotation, cellular component: ribonucleoprotein complex.
UGUUGUUGUCAGUUACUAUAGCAAUGAGUCUGCACGUAGCUGUGCUGAUACAGAGGGCGAGAAAGAAGUGGUUUUGAGUUGUACUUUAAUGGUUUAUCCCUUUGCUGUGGAGCACAACACGAAAUUAACAAUACCUAAUAACAACUUGGAAAGGGAGAACUUGUGUCUUGGUUACUGAAGCUGGUUCCUCCCAGGAACCAUCUGCUUUUAAGUCAUAAUUUUGAGGAAAAGGUCAGUAUUCUGAGAUAAAUAGCUUAGAAUUCUGAGAUUAGAGUCACAUUUUUUUCAAUGCCUGUAAUCCUCUUUGUUAUUGAGUUAUAGUGACAGAUCUAUUUAUUCACAAAACACAGCAACUUCCUCUGAGAAGUUUGAGCACAAACAUAAUUUAAAGAAUGUUUCUAUUUACAUUACCCAACUUUAAAAAAUUGCACUGGGUUUAUUGUGAAAUUACUGGUAUUCAAGUUCAAGCUCUAACUAAUUCUUCUAACUAAGAAUGCAGUUACAUUCUUAGUCACAAGGUAUCACUGUUGGCUCCAAAACGUGAGUGUUAAGAACUAGAGAAUUUUUGCAAGAGAAUUGUAACAUAAGGCCUUGGCGACAUUCGGCCUUAUGCCAAUAGAAAGUCAUUAGUUAACUUCACAGCAAAAGGGUAUUAAAUUAUGAAUUAAAAUCUAUCAUUUUUAUAAUGAAUGAUGAAGAAAUUUACCUUUCAAAUUGUAUACAAUAAAGGCUCCUGGAUAAAAUAAACAUCAUGCUAAUUUGAGUUGCAAUGAAACAACUACUACAUAAAUUAUAUACUGAACACACACACUUCCCAAGUAUAGUUGCAAGCAUUCAUAUACUUUUUUUGUCUGUCUAAUUGUAUUUGUGCCUAAAGCAGGAAGAAGAUGAAUGGAUCUCUGGAUCAUCCAGAUCAACCAGAUAUUGAUGCUAUUAAGAUGUUUGUGGGACAAAUCCCACGGUCAUGGUCUGAAGAGCAGCUUCGUGAACUGUUUGAACCCUUUGGAUCAGUCUACGAGAUUAAUAUCUUACGAGACCGGAGCCAAAACCCACCACAGAGCAAAGGUUGUUGUUUUGUAACAUAUUAUACUCGUAAAUCAGCCUUGGAAGCACAGAAUUCUCUACACAACCUGAAGAUCCUGCCUGGGAUGCAUCACCCAAUCCAGAUGAAGCCAGCAGACAGUGAAAAAAGCAACGUAGAGGACAGAAAACUUUUUAUUGGAAUGAUCUCCAAGAAGUGCAAUGAAAACGACAUCCGACUGAUGUUCUCUCCAUAUGGCCAGAUAGAAGAAUGUCGGAUACUUCGAGGCCCUAAUGGACUCAGCCGUGGAUGCGCAUUUGUAACAUUUACAGGUCGACAAAUGGCCCAGUCUGCUAUCAAGUCAAUGCACCAGUCACAGACUCUGGAGGGCUGUUCAUCACCCAUUGUAGUGAAAUUUGCAGAUACUCAGAAGGACAAAGAACAGAAACGCCUGGCUCAACAGCUGCAGCAGAUGCAGCAACUCACUGCCACUUCCAUGUGGGGAAAUUUAUCUGGUUUCCACAAUCUUGGACCACAGUUCCUUGCACUCUACUUACAGUUGUUGCAGCAGUCUACCUUCACAGGAAAUGCACUCAGCAAUUUACACCAAGUUUCAGGUCUGAAUUCCAUGCAGAAUCUGGCAGCUUUAGCUGCUGCAGCAACAGCUACACAGGGCACAACUUCAACUUCCAACAUCAUGACGACAUCUAGUAGUCCAUUAAGUGCACUAACCGGCUCAGGCAUGGCAACAAUAAAUGGCAACCUUUCUUCUGGUGGCUUGUCUCAUGGCUCAGGUAAUACAAUGGAGGCACUGAGCCAAGCCUACUCAGGUAUUCAGCAGUAUGCAGCUGCUGCCCUACCCAACUUCUAUAAUCAGAGCCUACUAUCCCAGCAAAACGUGUCAGCUGCUGGCAGCCAAAAAGAAGGACCAGAGGGAGCAAACCUUUUCAUUUAUCACCUGCCUCAGGAGUUUGGAGACCAGGACCUGCUGCAGAUGUUUUUACCUUUUGGAAACGUGAUCUCAGCAAAGAUUUUCAUUGACAAACAGACCAACCUUAGCAAAUGUUUUGGCUUUGUGAGCUAUGAUAACCCAGUGUCAUCACAAGCAGCCAUCCAGUCAAUGAACGGUUUCCAGAUCGGUAUGAAAAGACUGAAGGUCCAACUAAAGCGUUCAAAGAAUGAUAGUAAGCCUUACUAGCAUUGUUAAGGCCUAUAGAACAAAUUGUGUUAUAGUAAGUACAUGAAUGAAGAAUUAUUUAUUUGGCAUUUACUGUACUGUUGUUUUCAUUAUAAAAGUACAAAUAAUCACUACAUAGCUCUUAAAGCUUGCUGUGCUGUGAAAGUACAUUAUUUUUUAUACAACAGACAUUAUCAGUUUCUAUACUAAAUUGAUGGUCAUGUUUUGUAGAAUCAUCUUGCUGUAUGAGUUUUUUAAGUCAAAUACAUAAUGUGAUACACAAUGAUUCUUUUCCUGUUUUAUCUGUUAUCUGAAAAGUUUCUCAAUAGCAAACUAUUCAUAAAAAAUUACUUUUUCCCUUUGUAUAGCAGUUAAAUUAUUUACGUUAGGUAUUAUUGAAUGAGUUUUAAAACUAUGUA